AUGGUUCACCUAGGCCUAGAAUCGCCGAGCCAUAGUAAUCGUCAAUUACCUCACCAAGCCGCGUCGCUCCUGAAAGCGGUCCCAUUUGUCCACUAUGCAGUCCUCGUAAUUACCACCUCCACGAUUCUCGCGUUCUGGGUCGCGUUUCCACAAAACGCGACCUAUCUUCCCGCCGAUUGCAACCACGCUGAUUUACCCGUCGAACGGCCAGAAGUUAAAUUGCAAAACUGCCCGCGGUGCGACGAGCGGAAUGAUCGUGCCCCGUCGGAUGAACUUGCGCCGUUGGAUCGGCCGUUAACUGCGCGCGGCGCGAAGAUUCGGAUGUGCAUGGGGAGCCCUUCCGCGCCGUUCGCGCAGGGAACGUUCGUAACGAAACCUAUGAAGCACGGGAAAGCGUUUCACAACCGGUUCGCGCAGCUCACCGUGUUUGAAGCAGAGGUUCGGCACGAACCGGAGCUUUGGGCCGAGUCAGAGGCUCGGCGCGAAACGUCCGGGGGAACGACAGGCGGAGAGAGCAGCGGAACGGCGGCAGGAGAAGGCGGAACGGCUGGCGGACAGGGAGGACAACAAGCGGAGACGCAAGGGGGGAACCACCAAGGGGGGCAGAACCAAGGGGGGCCGGGGCGGCCAGAACCGACAAAAACGACACUGCGGCUGCUGUCGUUUCUGGAAGACGACGAUUCGAUUCGCAAGUCGCAGUGGCAGGGGUGGGGCGAGGCGGAAUACAGUGACCUCUUUUCUCCGAGUGUGUUUAAGGUGCAGUGCCACGUGUGGCCCACGCACGACGCUUACAUGCAGACGCUCGAGCCUGCUUAUAUCGUGGACGCGGUCGCGAAUAACAGCUAUUUGUGGCAUAACAUUAUCGAAUGCCCACUGCCACCAUACGUUGAGCUUAGUACCGGUAACGAGACCGUUUCAAGCGAACCAGCCAGCUCCGCUGCUCCGCCCUCUGAUCCCUCUGCGGCUCCUGCGUUUAUGAGCGGUCGAGAGCGGUUGGGAACGGCGGAGGGGAGAAAGUGGGCGGUGCAUCACUGGCAGCAGGUGCAGGUGCAGCUGGUGGCGGCAGAGGAAGGGGCAGACCUGCGCAUGCCGCCUCUGCUGCUGUGCCGCGCUGACAGCGACAAACACACCCUCGCCUCCUCCCCGCUUUCCCUCUCCCUCACUUCCUCCCUGCACACUGCUGCUGCUGCUGCUUCUGCUGCUGCGGCCCAGCCCUUCCCGUUUGGCGGUUGCCGGGCUGCUGCCGAGGCUGCUGCCCAGGCUGCUGCAAAGGGUGCGAAGGGUGGCUCUGGAGGUUUGGCAGGCUCGAAGCCCGCUGUAGGUUUGGGUAGUGGUUCGGAGCUGGUUCGGUUUCUGGCUGAGGGGGAGAAAGGUGCGAACGGCACAUAUAAAGCCUCUGGUGGGGAAAUGCUUAGUUCCGAGGACCUGCUUGUGAACUAUGAGGAUGCAGCUAGUAACGAGGAUGAGUUCGGCAGCAGCAGCAGCAGCAGCAGCAGCAUCGGCAGGAGUGCAAGCGAAACCGGGGAGGGAGGAAGAACCACCAAGCACGCAGGCAUGGGAGCAGUGAGCAUCUGCCUGCGCCCCGUGCACAAACGCCAGAUGUUUUCAGACAACGUUGCUGUCUCCGACGUGCGGCUUAUCGAGUGGAUCGACGCGUGUCUGCUGAUGGGAGUGAAUCGCAUAUAUGUGUAUGACCGCUACGCCACGCACAUACGCGCGCUGCUGUGGGAGUAUAUAGCGAGAGGGCAGGUGGUGCACGUGCCGUUCCCCAACUGGAGCGAGGUGUUCUUUAGACAAGCGCAGUACGACGGCAAGGCCAAGAAGCCAUAUGCGUUCCCAGACAUCUACGACCAGGUGAUAGCAUUCGAGCACUGCAUGAUGCUGGGGCGGAGGUUCGGCGACAGGUGGCAGCUGCAGAUAGACAGUGACGAGUUCAUCUGGUAUCACCCGCAGGCUGGAGGGUUCUUGAAGCCGCUGCUGGCUAGAAUAGAGGUCAAUCACGCGCGAGCACCAGGCAGCAAGCAACCCCUGCGGGCGAUUCUAAUAAGGCGGUUCAACUUCUGGGGAGUGAAGAAGGAGUCACGGGGGGAUCCGGUAUCCGACCGCCUCCAGUGGCGGUGCAGGGAGCCCAUGUGGCACACCAAGACGUGGGUGGGCUGGCAUGACAAGGUGGCCGUCAACCCACAGACGAUCCUGCCCUAUUCCAUAUCCAUCCACAACACGUUUUCCCCACCGGAGGAGAUGGCAACAGCGCCCCCCUCCAUCCUGCACCUGAACCACUACACGUCCCGGGAGGUGGAUCUGAAGGAGCCGCCCUGCAACGCCACAGUCAAGCCCAUCGAAGACGCCAGCCUCUUCUGGGCUCGGAACCGCACCAUGCAGUGCAGAGCGGUGCGGUGCGGUGGGAGUGGUGACACCCCGGUGGAGUGCUGGCCCUUCUGCCAGCUGCCGUGGGUGGGUCAGUAG
Molecule: messenger RNA, 2466 nt
Organism: Closterium sp. Yama58-4
Lineage: Eukaryota; Viridiplantae; Streptophyta; Zygnematophyceae; Desmidiales; Closteriaceae
Source: the annotation of a GenBank genome assembly